AUGGCAGAGCUCUGUGUCCGCUCCAUUCUGGUGACUGGGGCCAACCGAGGCAUCGGCCUGGGCUUUGUCCAGCAUUUCCUGAGGAUGCCAAAACCACCACAGUGGAUUUUUGCCACCUGUCGGGACCCCAAGGGACAGCGAGCACAGGAGUUACAGAAUUUGGCCUCCAAGCACCCCAACAUCAUCAUCAUCCCGCUCGAAGUCACCGACCCUGCCAGCAUCAAGGCGGCUGCAGCCAAGGUUGGGGAGCACCUGGGGGAUUCUGGGCUGAACCUCCUCAUCAACAAUGCUGGAAUGGCCAAGCCAAACUCCCUUGCUAAUGAGACGCUGGAGAGUAUGACCCAGGUUUACACCACUAACACAAUUGGGCCCCUGCUGAUGGGCCAGGCAUUCCUGCCCUUGCUGAAGAAAGCUGCCCAGGGGUGCCCAGGCUCAGGGCUGAGCUGCAGCAAGGCUGCCAUCAUCAACAUGUCCAGCUAUGCAGGCUCCAUUGAGGAUAUGUAUGUAUGGGAUUUUGGACAAGUUGUCUCGUACCGCUGCAGCAAGGCUGCUCUGAACAUGCUGAGCAAGUGCCAGUCCCUGGCGUACAAGGAGCACGGCAUCCUCUGUGUCGCUCUCCACCCCGGCUGGGUGCAAACAGACAUGGGGGGUGCAGGAUCAUUUAAGCCUCCCCUGACAGUGGAUGACAGUGUGCAAGGGAUGCUGAAGGUGCUGUCCUCCAUCUCUGAGAAGGAAACUGGGACCUUCCUGGACUGGGAAGGGAAGGUCAUACCCUGGUGA
Messenger RNA from Pseudopodoces humilis (Tibetan ground-tit), 780 nucleotides. RefSeq lists its product as uncharacterized. The record is from RefSeq and is a predicted model, not a curated record. Gene Ontology annotation, molecular function: oxidoreductase activity. Gene Ontology annotation, cellular component: cytoplasm. NCBI's taxonomy places the organism in Eukaryota, Metazoa, Chordata, Aves, Passeriformes, Paridae.